This is a messenger RNA of Rotaria sp. Silwood1, 1191 nucleotides long. Lineage: Eukaryota; Metazoa; Rotifera; Eurotatoria; Philodinida; Philodinidae. The record is from the annotation of a GenBank genome assembly.
AUGUCGUCAACAUUAACUAAAGAUAAUCGUGAUAAAUUGAAAUUAAUUGGUGCACAAAUAUUUUUUCGUCAUGGUGCACGAACUCCAUUGAAUAUGUUACCAAAUCUUGAUGAAGUAUUAUAUGAUAAAGAAUUACAUUUAGAUCGAUAUAAACCAGCUGAUUGUGAAAUAAAAUUAUUAUUAAAAGAUGGAGAAAAAACAAUAUCUGAACAUGCAUUUAUUGGUCAAGAUAAUGUUCAAAAAUUAAAUGGAGGUAUAGCAUAUUGUGGUCAAUUAACAGCAAUUGGUGAAAAACAAGUUUAUGAUGUUGGAAAAAAGAUUCGUCAAAAUUUAAUUAUUAAAGAAAAAUUAUUACCAAAAUUUUAUGAUCCACAUUUAAUUUAUACACGAUCAACAUAUAUUGAUCGAACAAUUCAUUCAGCUCGAUGUUUUCUAGCAGGUUUAUUUUCUGAUGAUGAUAAUCAAACUAUUCAAAGUAACAAUCCAUUUGAAAUUGAAAUUUAUAGUUGGAUUCAUGAAAUAUUAUAUCCAAAUCCUCGUAUUUAUCCAUUAUUAGAAAAACGUUUAAAACCAAAUAAAUUACAUGAUUUAUUAGAUAUUGAAGAUGAUUUAAAAAAGGCAAGACAAGAAUUUUUAGAUCAUAUUAAUCUUAAUGAAUAUGAACAUGGUUUUAUUGAAUUACAUGAUGAUAUUAAAUCAAGAGAAGCUCAUGGUUUUCCUGUUCCAGAUAAAUUAAAACAAUUAUCAAUGAAAUUUGAUGAAUAUUCUGCACAAGAAUAUUUUUUAACAGGUACUCAUGAACAAUCAACAUUAACAAAAGAAUUAUUUGUUAAAACAACAGUUGGAUUAAUGCUUAAUUUAAUUAAAGAAAAUUUUGAUCGUUUACAAAAUGAUCUAUUAACAAAAAAGAAUGAUGAAAUGUAUUAUAAAUUUUAUAUUUAUGCUACACAUGAUACAUCAAUAGCAUCAAUGAAACUUGCUUUUGAUUUAUUUGAUAUGAUUUGGCCAUCAUAUGCUAGUUAUAUUUUAAUUAAAUUAUAUUCUUCCAUUGAUGAUCCAAAACAAAUAUUUGUUCAUUUAACAUUUGAUGACAAAGAACAAAUAAUACCAUGGAUAAAUGAUUAUUUUUGUCCAUACAAUAUAUUUAUUGAUCAUUUAAAAAAUCAAAUAGAUGAUCGUGUUAUAUCAUAG